Molecule: messenger RNA, 702 nt
Organism: Knipowitschia caucasica
Lineage: Eukaryota; Metazoa; Chordata; Actinopteri; Gobiiformes; Gobiidae
Source: the annotation of a GenBank genome assembly
AUGAUGAAUUUACGAGGACUUUUCCAGGACUUCAACCCCAGUAAGUUCCUGAUCUACUGCUGCCUGCUGCUGUUCUCCGUGCUGCUGGCUCUCCGCUUGGAUGGCCUCCUUCAGUGGAGUUACUGGGCCGUGUUCGCUCCCAUCUGGCUCUGGAAGCUCAUGGUGGUCAUCGGAGCGUCCGUGGGCACCGGAGUGUGGGCGCACAACCCCCAGUACAGGGCAGAGGGGGAGACGUGUGUGGAGUUUAAGGCCAUGCUGAUAGCCCUGGGUCUGCACGUGCUGCUGCUGGUGUUUGAGGUGCUGGUGUGUGACCGUGUGGCUCGAGGGUCGUACUUCUGGUUGUUGGUGUUUAUGCCGCUGUUCUUCGUGUCGCCGGUGUCUGUGGCGGCGUGUGUCUGGGGCUUCAGGCACGACCGCUCCCUGGAGCUGGAGGUCCUCUGCUCCGUGAACAUCCUUCAGUUCAUCUUCAUCGCUCUGAGACUGGACAGAAUCAUCAACUGGCCCUGGCUGGUGGUCUGUGUCCCCCUGUGGAUCCUCAUGUCCUUCCUGUGCCUGGUGGUUCUGUACUACAUCAUCUGGUCCGUGCUGUUCCUCCGCUCCAUCGACAUCAUCGCCGAGCAGCGCCGCACCCACAUCACCAUGGCGAUCAGCUGGAUGACUAUCGUGGUUCCACUGCUCACCUUUGAGGUUCGGAGGCUGUAG